AUGUGGGUUUGGUCGUCUCGGUGAUCACGAGCUGCUGGCGGCGAGAGGGACCGCACGCCGGCCUCGGCAGCCGGCGGCCAAAGCGGCCGCACCGGGGACGGAAGGACAGACCGACGUCGCCGAGCUGGAACCAUGUGAGGGCCAAGCGGCGAAGGUGGAGUUCGCCGAGCUCGGAGGCUCUGUCUCCCGGUCCUCGGCCGGCUCAGGAUGGAACAGCGCAGGCCCUGGCCGCGGGCCGCGGAGGUGGACGGCUGGCCUGUGGUCCUGCUGUCCGCGGUCUGCGUGCUGCUGGCCCCGCGGGCGGCCGGCCUGCCCCAGUUCAGCACCUUCCACUCGGAGAACCGGGACUGGACCUUCAACCACCUGACGGUGCACCGCGGCACCGGGGCCGUGUACGUCGGCGCCAUCAACCGCGUGUACAAGCUGACGGGCAACCUGACCAUCCAGGUGGCCCACAAGACGGGGCCGGAGGAGGACAACAAGUCCUGCUACCCGCCGCUCAUCGUGCAGCCCUGCAGCGAGGUGCUCACGCUCACCAACAACGUCAACAAGCUGCUCAUCAUCGACUACUCCGAGAACCGGCUGCUGGCCUGCGGCAGCCUCUACCAGGGCGUCUGCAAGCUGCUGCGCCUGGACGACCUCUUCAUCCUGGUGGAGCCGUCCCACAAGAAGGAGCACUACCUGUCCAGCGUCAACAAGACGGGCACCAUGUACGGGGUGAUCGUGCGCUCCGACGGCGAGGACGGCAAGCUCUUCAUCGGCAGCGUGGACGGCAAGCAGGACUACUUCCCCACCCUGUCCAGCCGCAAGCUGCCCCGGGACCCCGAGUCCUCCGCCAUGCUCGACUACGAGCUCCACAGCGACUUCGUGUCCUCGCUCAUCAAGAUCCCCUCGGACACGCUGGCCCUGGUCGCCCACUUCGACAUCUUCUACAUCUACGGCUUCGCCAGCGGGGGCUUCGUCUACUUCCUCACGGUGCAGCCCGAGACCCCCGAGGGCGUGGCCAUCAACUCGGCCGGGGACCUCUUCUACACCUCGCGCAUCGUGCGCCUCUGCAAGAACGACCCCAAGUUCCACUCCUACGUGUCCCUGCCCUUCGGCUGCACGCGCGCCGGCGUGGAAUACCGCCUCCUGCAGGCCGCCUACCUCGCCAACCCGGACGCCCUGGCCCAGGCCUUCAACAUCAGCAGCCAGGACGACGUGCUGUUCGCCCUCUUCUCCAAAGGGCAGAAGCUACCACCACCCGCCGAUGACUCUGCCCUCUGUGCCUUCCCCAUCCGGGCCAUCAACUCGCAGAUCAAGGAGCGCCUGCAGUCCUGCUACCAGGGCGAGGGCAACCUGGAGCUCAACUGGCUGCUGGGGAAAGACGUGCAGUGCACCAAGGCGCCGGUCCCCAUCGAUGACAACUUCUGCGGACUGGACAUCAACCAGCCACUCGGAGGCUCCACUCCCGUGGAAGGCCUGACCCUAUACACCACCAGCCGGGACCGCCUCACCUCCGUGGCCUCCUACGUUUACAAUGGCUACAGCGUGGUCUUUGUGGGGACGAAGAGCGGCAAGCUGAAAAAGAUUCGAGCCGAUGGUCCCCCCCAUGGCGGGGUCCAAUACGAGGUGGUCUCCGUGCUCAAAGAUGGGAGCCCCAUUCUCCGGGACAUGGCCUUCUCCAUCGAUCAGCGCUACCUGUACAUCAUGUCUGAGAGACAGAUCACCAGGGUCCCCGUGGAGUCCUGUGAGCAGUACACCACAUGCGGGGAGUGCCUGAGCUCGGGGGACCCUCACUGUGGCUGGUGUGCCCUGCACAACAUGUGCUCCCGCAGGGACACGUGCCAGCGGGCCUGGGAGCCAAACCGAUUUGCCGCCAGCAUCAGCCAGUGCAUGAGCCUCGAGGUGCACCCCAGCAGCAUCUCGGUGUCUGAGCCCAGCCGGCAGCUCAGCCUGGUUGUAAGCGACGCCCCCGAUCUGUCUGCGGGUAUCUCCUGUGCCUUUGGGAACCUGACGGAGGUGGAGGGACAGGUGUCCGGGAGCCAGGUCAUUUGCGUCUCGCCGGGGCCCAAGGACGUCCCUGUCGUCCCUCUGGAUCAAGACUGGUUCGGUCUAGAGCUGCAGCUGAGAUCCAAGGAGACAGGAAAGAUAUUUGUCAGCACCGAGUUCAAGUUCUACAACUGCAGUGCCCACCAACUGUGCCUGUCUUGUGUCAACAGCUCCUUCCGCUGCCAUUGGUGCAAAUACCGAAACCUCUGCACUCAUGACCCCACCACCUGCUCCUUCCAGGAGGGCCGGAUCAAUGUUUCAGAGGACUGUCCCCAGCUGAUACCCACGGACGAGGUCCUGAUACCAGUGGGGGAAGUGAAGCCCAUCACCCUCAAGGCUCGAAACUUGCCGCAGCCUCAGUCGGGCCAGCGAGGCUACGAGUGCGUCCUCAACAUCCAGGGGGCCGUCCACCGGGUCCCUGCCCUGCGUUUCAACAGCUCCAGCGUCCAGUGCCAGAACAGCUCGUACCAGUAUGACGGGAUGGACAUCAGCAACCUGGCCGUGGACUUCGCGGUGGUGUGGAAUGGCAAUUUCAUCAUCGACAACCCUCAGGACCUGAAAGUUCAUCUCUACAAGUGCGCGGCCCAGCGGGAGAGCUGCGGCCUCUGCCUGAAGGCUGACCGCAAGUUUGAGUGUGGCUGGUGCAGCGACGAGCGCAGGUGCACCCUCCAGCAGCACUGUAGCAGCGCCUCCAGCCCCUGGCUUGACUGGUCCAGCCACAACGUGAAGUGCUCCAAUCCCCAGAUCACUGAGAUUUUGACGGUGUCCGGACCUCCUGAAGGCGGGACUCGAGUGACCAUCCACGGUGUGAACCUGGGGCUGGACUUCUCCGAGAUCGCCCACCACGUGCAGGUGGCUGGUGUGCCCUGCACGCCCCUGCCGGGGGAUUACAUCAUCGCCGAGCAGAUCGUCUGCGAGAUGGGCCACGCCCUUGUGGGAACCACCUCUGGGCCGGUGCGCCUGUGCAUCGACGAGUGUAAGCCCGAGUUCAUGGCCAAGUCCCAUCAGCAGUACACCUUCGUGAACCCUUCUGUGCUGUCACUCAACCCCAUCCGAGGGCCGGAGUCCGGAGGAACCAUGGUGACCAUCACAGGCCAUUACCUCGGGGCUGGGAGCAGCGUGGCCGUUUACCUGGGCAACCAGACCUGCGAGUUCUAUGGGCGGUCGAUGAAUGAGAUCGUGUGUGUCUCACCCCCGUCGUCCAACGGGCUGGGGCCCGUUCCCGUUGCCGUGAGCGUCGACCGAGCCCGCGUGCACAACAACCUGCAGUUCGAGUACAUAGACGACCCCCGCGUGCAGCGCGUGGAGCCCGAGUGGAGCAUUGCCAGCGGCCACACCCCCCUGACCGUCACGGGCUUCAACCUGGAUGUCAUUCAGGAGCCACGGAUCCGAGUCAAGUUUAAUGGCAAAGAAUCUGUCAAUGUGUGUGAAGUUGUCAACACCACCACCCUGACCUGCCUGGCACCCUCCCUGACCACGGACUACCGGCCCGGCCUGGACACCGUGGAGCGGCCGGACGAGUUUGGGUUCGUCUUUAACAACGUCCAGUCCCUGCUGAUUUACAACGACACCAAGUUCAUCUACUACCCCAACCCCACCUUCGAGCUGCUCAGCCCGACCGGUGUCUUGGAUCAAAAGCCAGGAUCCCCCAUCAUUCUGAAGGGCAAAAACCUCUGCCCUCCUGCCUCUGGAGGAGCCAAACUCAACUACACGGUGCUGAUUGGAGAGACCCCGUGUGCCGUCACCGUGUCUGAGACGCAGCUCCUCUGCGAGCCUCCCAACCUCACCGGGCAGCACAAGGUCAUGGUGCACGUGGGCGGGAUGGUGUUCUCGCCCGGCUCGGUGAGCGUCGUCUCGGACAGCUUGCUGACCCUGCCGGCCAUCGUCAGCAUCGCGGCGGGCGGCAGCCUCCUGCUGGUCAUCGUCGUCAUCGUGCUCAUCGCCUACAAGCGCAAGUCUCGCGAGAACGACCUCACCCUCAAGCGGCUGCAGAUGCAGAUGGACAACCUGGAGUCCCGCGUGGCCCUGGAGUGCAAGGAAGCUUUUGCCGAGCUCCAGACAGACAUCAACGAGCUGACCAGUGACCUGGACCGCUCUGGAAUCCCCUACCUGGACUACCGGACCUACGCCAUGCGGGUCCUGUUCCCCGGCAUCGAGGACCACCCCGUCCUGCGUGAGCUGGAGGUGCAGGGCAACGGGCAGCAGCACGUGGAGAAGGCCCUGAAGCUCUUCGCGCAGCUCAUCAACAACAAGGUCUUCCUGCUGACCUUCAUCCGCACGCUGGAGCUGCAGCGCAGCUUCUCCAUGCGCGACCGCGGCAACGUGGCCUCGCUCAUCAUGACCGGCCUGCAGGGCCGCCUGGAGUACGCCACCGAUGUCCUCAAGCAGCUGCUCUCCGACCUCAUCGACAGGAACCUGGAGAACAAGAACCACCCCAAGCUGCUCCUCCGGAGGACAGAGUCUGUGGCCGAGAAGAUGCUGACCAAUUGGUUUGCCUUCCUCCUGCACAAGUUCCUGAAGGAGUGCGCGGGGGAGCCGCUCUUCAUGCUCUACUGCGCCAUCAAGCAGCAGAUGGAGAAGGGCCCCAUCGACGCCAUCACGGGCGAGGCCCGCUACUCCCUGAGCGAGGACAAGCUCAUCCGGCAGCAGAUCGAGUACAAGACCCUGAUCCUGAACUGUGUCAACCCUGACAACGAGAACAGUCCGGAGAUCCCGGUGAAGGCCUUAAACUGUGACACCAUCACGCAGGUCAAGGAGAAGAUCCUGGACGCCGUCUACAAGAACGUGCCCUACUCCCAGCGGCCCAGGGCGGUGGACAUGGACCUGGAGUGGCGUCAAGGCCGGAUCGCCCGGGUCGUGCUGCAGGACGAGGACAUCACCACUAAGAUCGAGGGCGACUGGAAGCGGCUCAACACGCUGAUGCACUACCAGGUGUCGGACAGAUCGGUGGUGGCUCUGGUCCCCAAGCAGACCUCCUCCUACAACAUCCCUGCCUCCGCCAGCAUCUCCCGGACGUCCAUCAGCAGAUACGACUCCUCCUUCAGGUACACAGGCAGUCCUGACAGCCUGCGGUCUCGGGCCCCCAUGAUCACGCCAGACCUGGAGAGCGGGGUCAAGGUGUGGCAUCUGGUGAAGAACCAUGACCACGGGGACCAGAAGGAGGGUGACCGGGGCAGCAAGAUGGUGUCCGAGAUCUACCUGACCCGGCUCCUGGCCACCAAGGGCACCCUGCAGAAGUUUGUGGAUGACCUGUUCGAGACCUUGUUCAGCACUGUGCACCGGGGCAGCGCGCUCCCCCUGGCCAUCAAGUACAUGUUUGAUUUCCUGGAUGAGCAGGCAGACAGACACAGCAUCCACGACACAGAUGUGCGGCACACCUGGAAGAGCAACUGCCUCCCCCUGCGCUUCUGGGUGAACGUGAUCAAGAACCCGCAGUUCGUGUUCGACAUCCACAAGGGCAGCAUCACGGACGCCUGCCUCUCGGUGGUGGCCCAGACCUUCAUGGACUCCUGCUCGACCUCGGAGCACCGGCUGGGCAAGGACUCGCCCUCCAACAAGCUGCUCUACGCCAAGGACAUCCCCAGCUACAAGAGCUGGGUGGAGAGAUACUACGCAGACAUCGCCAAGCUCCCCGCCAUCAGCGACCAGGACAUGAACGCCUACCUCGCGGAGCAGUCCCGCCUGCACGCCGUGGACUUCAACAUGCUCAGCGCCCUCAGCGAGAUCUACUCCUACGUCAGCAAGUACAGCGAAGAGCUCAUCGGGGCCCUAGAGCAGGACGAGCAGGCCCGGCGACAGCGGCUGGCGUACAAGGUGGAACAGCUCAUAAAUGCCAUGUCCAUCGAGAGCUGAGAGAUGGGGAAAGGGGACCCGUGAGAGCUGUCAUACUGGGCGUCUCAGAAGGAAGGACCCUGAAGAGGAUCAGCCCCAGAGCUUGCUGUCCCCGAGACCCCGUCCCCGGGGACAGGGGAGGGCCCCUCUCCCCACGCCAGCCAAGUUUCGUCACAGCCGGUCCUGCAGGGAGAGACGGCAGGUGCCCUCCACCCACGGAGAGCACAGGCGGGACGUGGGGCCCAGAGAAGCCGGUUCUUCAAGCUGAGAGGCACGAGCUGGGCAUGGUUCUGCCUCUGUGACUGCUGCUUUGCAUGAAAACUCAUUCGAUGUAUAUUGGGGAAAUAAUGAGAACUUUAUUUAAUUUUUUUUAAGAAAAAGGAAAACCAGAAAUAAAACAAACAAAAAGCCUCCCUGUCAAUCCCGUCCAACUUUCGUUUAAUUCUGAUUUCUGUGCCCUUCCUUCUUCCACACCCCCACUUCCUCGUAUAACUUGUUUCCCGGCACCAGAAAAAGCCUGCAGAGAGAAGGUGGAGGGGAAAUGAUUGUUUCCUUGCCCUUAAAAUUAAAGAAAAAGAAAGAAAAGAAAAGAAAGCGAGGAGGAGAAGAAUGAGCACAAGUUGGCACCAAACACUUUGCCAAAAGAGAGGCCAGGGACACCUGGGAUCCCCCUGGCAGCCAGAAGAGGUAGGAGAGGAUGGGACCUCGCCCAGUGGCACCGCCCCGGAGCGGCUCGGCCUGGCUGAGCGGAAGCCGAACUGGACCCGCGGCCUCCGUACAUUCGCAUCCCCAGAGGACAUGUGUGUCUGUAAAGGACCAAUGCUUUUCGCCACUGUAUGUUUGUUUUGUUUAGUCCCAAACCUCAACGAACGAGGAGCCGGUUCUGGUACUUGCCCUUUGGUUUCCCCUAACGUGAUACCGGACGUGGGGGCCAGGUGGCCUCUCCCAGACCAGACACCCAGCCUCCCCGAGGACGCCGGGCCGCUCUGCCUGACAUCGAUGCUGUCGGGGGUCAGAGCCUGGAGGCACGUGGGCCGGCCCUCCGGGAGCCCCCCUCCGGGAACCGACUUCCCCCAACAGGGCUGUUUGGAUUCGCCCCCAACCAGCCAGGGGUUUCUUGCAAUUCAUAGGGAAACGAAGAUUCGACGCCGUGUACAGCACGCGAUACUUGCAGAGCGGAGGUCCGAGAAGCUGCAGUGUUUAUUGUGCUUUCUUUCGCUUAUUCUCUGGCGCCUAGAGAGGGAAGGCCAGCCCUGGCUCGUCUCGGAAGCUCCUGAUCGCCGGAGCACUGGGCUCCGUAGAGGCGACUGUAGCUAUUCCCACGUUCUGUAUUCUUCUGCCUCUCUUCCUGCCUCUCGUGUACUUAAGAGCUUGAAGGACAAGCGGGUGGCUCCUCACUGGGCUUCUGUCUCUCCUGCUGAUGCUCACAUCCAUGGAUGACCAACCGCCCUGAGUGUGGUUCCCGAGCAAAGAGACCAAAGCGCCACGCCCUGGUCCCAAGGCUCCGUGAAAGGCAAUGGGAGGCAUCCCAGGGACAGCCCCUCGGCUGGUGCAGGACCCUGGUGACCGGACAGGCCUCCCGCCCCGGCAAGGAGCCAAGCUGUCGGCUCCAGCCUCUCUGCAGCAGGCAGCAUGGGAGCGAGUGGGAUGGAGGACAAGACAAAGGCAAAGGGGUGGGGAGGGGGCAGCAGGAGAGGACCGGCCUCCCCAUCCCACCUUCUACUUAACAGGGGCCUGAAAUGCUGGGAAAGCGGACUUGCCCCCCACCCACCCCGGGAGACCAGACCAGGGUCACUUCCUCUGUAAUUAACUUGGGCCCCGGCUUCUCUGCGCCCUGCUUUACCUCCAGACACUUCCCAUUUCCAAAGGCUCUGCUGACCACACUGGAUUCCAGGAAAGGGCUGGGGGGCUCUGAGGAUUUGGGUCUCCGUACUAACCACGCAGCAGACACCGCCUGGUGGCCUCAGCUCCAGUGUCUUGCCUGAAUGCGGCUGACAAGUGGGAAGAGAAAGGCAUUCAGCAAAAUACUCAGGAAACUCGCUGUUUUCAUUCUAAUUCACAACCAGCCAUGCCAAGGCCUCUUUCUUCUGAUAAUCCACUUCUGUUCAAGUUUCUUUGGGGCCUGUUAAGAGCCUGAAAUACUAAUGACUGGCCUUGUGCACUAAGCCAAAGCGUUUGUCCUUCCUGUAGCACCCAAAACUCGGCAGCUCAGAGCCCGUGGUUUACGGAGCUGAAAGGCCAGGCAAGAUGGGCUAGAGGAAUGUGAGCAGGGGCCUUCCGGCUGCCCGCUAAAACGUGAAGCCCACCGUCAUCUUGUUCCGAGCUCCAGCAAAGCUUUUCUGAUCACACCACUGCUCAGAUGGGACUCCCGGACUUCGAUCCACCAAGAAGUCAAAGUUAAGGUGUCUCAGCUGCAUCUUAACCAACCCUUACCGCUAUGCAUCCUGCUAGGGGUCCCCCCGCAGCUACCUUGAGGGACCAUUCGCUGCCCCUGAGGGUGCUUCCCUGCAGGUUUGGGGGAGAGGAGAGAAUGUUGGGGGGAUGGCCACUUGGAGAAGAGAGGCAGCAGAGCUGGUGUGAGCGCUUGGCCACAUUUCUCAGGAUUCCAGAAGAGAGGGGGGGAGUGGGGGCUGGCAGAGGAGGUGGCACAGAGGCUCCGGUAAGGAAGAAGUUAAGGUCAAGGACGACUUGACUGGAUUCAAGUCAGGCCCUGAGGGUGAAAGGUUACAGAGCCUCGCUCGGCUUUGGGUCACCGUGAGCCCACACCUGUGGAUUGGGAGGAGAAGGACUUGGCCUGUCGGCACCCUUAUCCAACGUGAAGAUAUUUUGACCUCGCGUGGGGAGGAAAUAAUAAAGUCACAGCCCCCGAGCCCCCCCACCAUGAAGCCAUCCGUUUUGGAGGGAGGUAGAGAGGGACUUCUCUCUCAAAGCUUGAUCCAGCUUCGUUUUAUUUCAUGGAUCUGAACGAGAGACGAUUCUCUGGACAAAGGGGAAGAAAGGCACCCCAGGAAUGUGCCGGGCAAGACAGAGCAGGCCCGCGGACAAGAGGGAGAUGGACAGGCUCUCCGUCGGGGUGGAGGGGUCCCUCCAGCGGGCCUGCGGCAGCCGCCCACCCUCCACAGGGGGCAGGUGGUCCCCUCGCUUUCCCACCUCCCCACAGCGCAUCUCAGAACCUCUGCUGACCCACCGCUGGCGCGCGGCGAGCUCCCCCUCCUUCGAAAGUUGUGUUUAAAAAGCUCGGAGCAACCGGAAACCUCACUCACAGGAGGGAGCUGUUCCAACAUCCAUCCGUUCAUUCGGGACCUUUGUGCAGUGACGUCCUUGGCGGAGGCCCUGCUCCAGGUGCUGAGAAACAGCAAUGGACGAGAUUAAGAAGGACCUUCUAGCAACUCGGCAUUCUUCGGGCUGCUGGUUCCUGCUCACCAGCUCAGCCGGAACCACUCCCCUCCCCGGCCUGCGGAGGACGGGAGUUCUGUAGAAAAGGGAACCAGAGGAAGGAAGAAAGCCAGCCAAUGCCGCUGCCUUACCUCAUGCCGGGGACAGUCGUCACGCUGUGAGAGCCUCUCUCCGCCCCCUGCCACCGUGUCUCCUGGUGGCACUUCCCCCACUGCUUAAGCUCCUGCCUUUCUUUCAUUUCUACCAAAUGAGGACAAGCAAUAGCAGUCGAGGCCCCCGGCCCGCGGAGCGUGAAGCAGAAGCGAUGGAAGGGUGGGCUACACUGCAGUGGUCGGGCCGGAGAGGGAGAGUGUCCGAAAGCCUCUGGCUGAUGGGUCUCCAGGUGCAUCCCAGCCACUACCCCUGCCCCCGUUAACCCGCGGGCAGCACCUGCUCCCAGGCAUGCGGUGUGCGGCCUGAAGCUCCUGGGGCCUGGCCAUGGACUGGAAAGACCUGAGCCUCGGCGGCCAGGGCUCCCCCAGAGAGAAAAGGCCAGGGAGCCUUCUGGACACAGGGCCGUGAAAGCAGAGCCCUGGCCGGCGACUUGGGAGAUGACGUUCAGGGCCUCCCGGCGCCUCAUCUUAGGAACAAGCUUUGAGACGACGGCGGCAUCCUCGUCAUCACUCCGUCUCUCUUCCCACCUCUCUCCUUUCUUCUGGUCGCCCUUCUGCCGCAGUGUUCGCCCUGGGGCUCAGCGAUGCUGGGGAUGGAGGACAACAUGUCACCUUUGCUAUUGAGGGGCGGUCCCGGGAGGCAGGGCCUCGGCCCAUCAGCAAACUGGAGUCUGGGCCUUUCGUGGACACACCCAGCACGUUCCCUCACCUUAAAGGGACUCCACCCUCCGACGGGUCUGCAGGGCUGCCUGCCCCCCGAACCUCGCCUCAGGGGUGAUGGGAGGCGCCCUCUGGAUUUCAGUCGAGGCCGUGCCUCUGGCCUCCUGGGCUGUCAUGUUGGCGUCACAGGUGGAGAACACCGUGGAGCCUAGUUUCCUACAGGCAGAUGUUCCUGGGUGUUUCUGGGAGGGAGGGACAAGCCCUCUACACCCUGAGACCAGGGGACCUCAGCCCACAUGCCCCUCCCUCAACUUCCACCCAAACCCAUUCUUCUUACACUGGAAACUGUAUUAUAUAUAUAUAUAUAUUUUUUUUUAAAAGCUAGAAGGAUAGUUGUCUGCUUUUGUUGUUUUUACAGGUGUUGUGGAAUAAAAACUGUAAGAAAAUUAAGUAUUUAAAACGUUCCAAUAAAAUGGGGUUUUUUGGUUAUUCUAAUAUAUUAUUGUGUACCUAUUGUAAAUACGAAACACUCCUAUUUUGCAAGCCAAGGACACAAUUUGUACUGUUGUUAUAUAUAAAUAAAGUUUACUGGAUUAAAAAAAAACUUAAAUCUUCAAA
This is a messenger RNA of Sus scrofa (pig), 10688 nucleotides long. It is a transcript of the gene PLXNA2, whose product is annotated as plexin A2. The record is from RefSeq and is a predicted model, not a curated record. Lineage: Eukaryota; Metazoa; Chordata; Mammalia; Artiodactyla; Suidae. Gene Ontology annotation, biological process: semaphorin-plexin signaling pathway; regulation of cell migration. Gene Ontology annotation, molecular function: semaphorin receptor activity; protein binding. Gene Ontology annotation, cellular component: semaphorin receptor complex; plasma membrane.